AUGGCAGACAGGAACGCCAAAGACUCAACCCCUCCGCCGCUUUUGUUAAUGCCUGCCGGCGGAGGCCUAACUCUCAAUCCACCUGACCAUCCGAAUGUGCUUAUGCCUGUUAUUCAGAGUGAACCAUCACUUUUAGGAUCCGAUGAGGAAGGAGAAGCAGACAGUUUUGUUGGGCAGUCCCCACCACCAGGGCCAAAUGCUCCCUCACAGCCUUCAACAUUUAACCUCUUCCAAAAGUCAGGUGGAGGUGCAGCUGAUCCAUUUUCACAAGUGGGACACAAUCCUCACCCUAGUCCCAUACCAGCCAGUUUGUUUGGGUCUCCUGCAACAACAACAGCUACACAGGCUGUAGUACAGCCCAAUCUACAGACUCCAACAUCAAAACCAGGACAGCAGUUCAAUGGAGCUCCAGUCACUCAACCAAUGUUUGGAAGUUCGCCAGCACCCCCUCCUGCUGGUAACCAAUUCCGUAAACAGCAAGGUAAGAAAUUAGCAACAUAUGCUCAAAUGCCUGCUGGGACAUACGCUGGAGACCAAGGGGCACCAAAUCCAUAUGCCAUGGGAAUGUCACCAAGUAUGAUGCCUCCCGGGCCUCCAAGUAGUAUGAUGUCACCAGGACAACCUCAAUAUAUGACUUCAAUGGGAGGUUUGCCCCCAGUUCCUCCUUCUGUCCAGUCAUCUGUAUCCAUGACACCAUCUUCAUCCCCCUAUGGAGGCCCCCCUGUGGCACAAGUGAACCCCACAGUCUCACAGACAUCAUUUACACAGAGGUCACAAGCCAGCUUUGAUAUGGACAAAUCUAAUUUAUCAGGAACCAACCAAGGAGGUUUUUACCAACCUGUUCGGGCUCACUGGUGUUUUUCUAAAAGAGUGGAAAGUAAAUUGAUCUGGUACCCAUUCUCACUGAAGGACAGUUUGGCUAUAGAAGAGGCUUUCAGAAGUGGUGCUGAAGUGGUACCCACUGACGGUGGACGUUAUGACGUAUUCAUGUCCAGUCGCACACGAAAGUCUGUGUACUGGCAGGAAGACCCAUCUCCUGUUGUCAGAAGUACCUGGUUUUACAAACGAGAGGGUGACAAUCGAUAUGUCCCAUAUGAGGAGCAGAUUGCUCAGAGACUUGAAAGUGAGUACCAGAAUGCUGUAACCAACAAUGCCUGGCACAAACGCCUAGAGUUUCCUGGAGGGGAGACUGUUGUGAUGCACAACGAGAAUGCGAUGGUCUAUUUCCAACCUUCCUCUCAGCCAGAUGAGUGGGGUACUGUACAGGGUCCUCCUCCUCCUCUCAUGGAAGAGGGGAUGAGGCCAAGAGUAGUCAAAAGAGGAGUAGAAGACUUUGAGAGUAUACAAGAAGGAGAGUCUGCUCAAGUUGAUCAUCUAGUAUUCAUGGUUCAUGGCAUCGGAUCUUUCUGUGAUGUCAAAUUUAGGAACAUAGUUGAGUGUGUGGAUGACUUCCGGUCAAUAUCCCUCGGUCUGCAGCAAUCUCAUUUUAAGAGUUAUGUAGACUCUAAUCGUAUUGGUCGAGUAGAGUUUUUACCUGUCCAUUGGCAUUCAGCCUUACAUGGAGAUGCCACAGGUCUCGACAAGAUGCUAAAGAAGAUAACAUUACCCAGUACAGGAAAACUAAGGAACUUUGUCAACGAUACACUUAUGGAUAUAUUGUUCUACACAAGUCCAACCUAUUGUCAGAUGAUAGCAGACACUGUUGGAGAGGAGAUGAACAGAUUAUAUAAUCUAUUCCUCAGCAGGAAUCCACGUUUCCAGGGAACAGUUGCAGUAGCUGGUCACAGCUUAGGUUCUACGAUUUUGUUUGACCUGCUAUUGCACCAGAAGGAUCCAACAUCCCCGGAUCUCCAACCUCCAACAGACAGUGCCCCUCCCCAGGCAGACACCAGUCUGUCAACAAGCUUUACAGAGGAUAGUCACUCAACUUCUAGUCAGAAUGGUACAGAGGAAGAUGAAUCAGAAAUGACAUUGGAGGAACUCCUAGCCAAGGUCGGAUUGCAGGACAAGCUGGAGGUGUUCAAUCAAGAACAGAUUGAUAUGGAAUCACUGAGCAUGUGUAGUGAAGGAGACCUUAAGGAUCUAGGACUUCCCAUGGGACCGAGAAAAAAACUCCAAGGACUCAUUAAGGAUGAACAACAUAGAAAGAAAAGAAAUUCAGAACGGGCAGAGAGGAAAGCCAGGGAAGAUAUAGAAAGAAAAAUUCGGGAACAACUGGAGGAAGAAAUGAAGUCGCAGGCAGCCCAAAAUAAACCAAGUGUAUCCCGAUCUGCCAGUAUAAAUGUCGAGUAUAUUCAGGGUAUGUCAGGUACUGGGAGACCAAGUGUGAUCUACCCACAGCUCCAGUUCAAACCCAGCGCCUUCAUCGCCAUGGGGUCUCCAAUUGGUAUUUUUCUCUCAGCACGAGGUCUUGACAAAGUUGGUGAAGAUUUUAGACUUCCAACAUGUCCAAGAUUAUUCAAUGUUUUCCAUCCUUUUGAUCCUGUGGCCUACAGACUUGAGCCUUUAGUGACCCAAUCAGCGAUCAAUAUCAAACCAGUGCUCAUCCCACAUCACAAGGGCCGUAAACGCCUUCAUCUUGAACUGAAGGAAAGCUUGACAAGAGUGGGUGCUGACAUAAAACAGAAGAUUGUGGACUCUCUUAAAAGUACAUGGAACUCUAUUAAUGAUUUUGCCAAGGCUCAUCGAACAAAUGAGACCACACUUGGAGAUUCACUGGAACAGCAAGUUGACAGUCAGAUAUCUUCUGUCAUGCAUGAUUUGUCCCAGGAGGAGGAUGAUAAAUUAUCUAUAGCCUCAGGCCAUGAAGAGGAGAUCUACAUGGGACAGAUGAAUGAGGGACGACGCAUUGACUAUGUCCUACAGGAGCGACCAAUAGAGAGCUUUAAUGACUAUCUCUUUGCUCUCGCAAGUCACGGAUGUUACUGGGAGUCAGAGGACACAGUGUUGCUCGUAAUACGUGAGUUAUAUGGUCCAAUGGGAAUUCUGCCUGAGAUGCCUGAUUCAAGUGGAAAACGCCUCUACACUGUUCCCCCGCCAACGGGGCCACCAAGGGGAACAUCACAAGUACCAAUGAUGCCACAACCCUCAAUGGGAGUACCUCCAUCACAGUUUCCCUCUCAGGUGCCUCUCAUGAACCAGCAGACCAGUGUACCAUUAAUGUCACCUCCAUCAGGACCUACUGUCAGUCAGGGUCCUCCUAUGGGGACAGCUCCACCUCUCCAAGGUUUCAUUCGCACAGGACAGAAAUAGAUUCAUUAUCCAUUGAAGUUAAAUAUAAACAACAUUUUGUGAAAAUAAGAAUUAUAUUACCAUGGUACAUGUAUUUCAUUCUUGUGAUGCAAAAAUUGGUAACAUAAAUGACUGAACAGUGCAUCAUUAAAAAUGUUCCCAAAAUUAGUACCAUACAUUAACCAGGUGAUUCAGAUUGUUUUCUGGUACAUUUUGUACAUUACACAGUGUUAUUUAACAGAUGUUUCUCUUUGUUUCCUAACUUAUUUAAAUAUUGUAUGUCAUGACCUGUUAAUCGAUUGUCCUUGUUUUAAUGAAGAAAUUUUUUGUCCAACAUUCGGGAAAUGCCAUUUCUAGCUGUAAAAUGGUAUAAACCAAACAAGUGAUCAUAAGGAAUUAGUUCAGUACAUGUAUCACGAAACAAGAUUGUAGAUAUUAAAUUCAAUACAGGCUAUUUCUAUGAAAUACAGCAUUUGAAACUUAAAAAAACUAGUCAAGAUUUCACUAUGCAAUUCACAAAUUUUAUGAAUCUGUCAGAAUCUGGAAUUAAAAGACUGUUCUAAUUAUGAUGAGGGUCAGAGACUCUUUUUAUAUUAGAUUCUGAUUUAGGGAUACCUUAAAAAUAUUACAUACAUUCAUAUGAUGUAAAAAACAACUUCAUAUUUGCCAUUUUUGUGUUUAGUUAACGCUUUCAGGCCCUACACAAACGUUAUUAGCUAUUUUGUGUUUAGAUGACGUUUUCAGGCCCUACACAAACAUUAUUUGCCUGGCUGUGUUUAUUGAUGUUUUCAUGCCUUAUACAACACAGCAUUUGACAUGUUGACUUUAUCAUGAAGUUUUCUGUAUACACAUGAGUCUCAUUGUCAACAGAUGAUCUGCCCCUUUCCGGUGCAUAUUUAGAUAAUCAAUAACUCUUUGCUUGGUAAAUUUAAUAUUCAUAUUUUUCUGUCCUAUUGUAUUAGGAACUUGUAUCUUUUUUUAAAAUUUAAACUUCAUUUGUUUUACAACAAUUUGGAAAUAAGCUGUCAGCUUAUAUUAAUCUCUCUUGUUGGCCUGAAUGGGAAAACGUGAGGGAUCUCACUGUUGGAGGAAACUGCAGUACCCUGGGAAAACCCACUAGGCCGGGCAGAUGACCCAUACAUUUUCAUGUCUAUUCCGGGAAUGAAACCCAGGACAGCCAGGUGAAAUCAUAGAAACUUUAAACCUUUAUCACCUGUAAACUUCACAAAUCAUAGAAACUUUAAACCUUUAUCACCUGUUACCUUCACAAGUCAUAGAAACUUUAAACCUUUAUCACCUGUAAACUUCACAAAUCAUAGAAACUUUAAACCUUUAUCACCUGUAAACUUCACAAAUCAUAGAAACUUUAAACCUUUAUCACCUGUAAACUUCACAAAUCAUAGAAACUUUAAACCUUUAUCACCUGUAAACUUCACAAAUCAUAGAAACUUUAAACCUUUAUCACCUGUAAACUUCACAAGUCAUAGAAACUUUAAACCUUUAUCACCUGUUACCUCCACAAAUCAUAGAAACUUUAAACCUUUAUCACCUGUAAACUUCACAAGUCAUAGAAACUUUAAACCUUUAUCACCUGUAAACUUCACAAAUCAUAGAAACUUUAAACCUUUAUCACCUGUAAACUUCACAAUUCAUAGAAACUUUAAACCUUUAUCACCUGUUAACUCCACAAAUCAUAGAAACUUUAAACCUUUAUCACCUGUAAACUUCACAAGUCAUAGAAACUUUAAACCUUUAU
Ylistrum balloti is the source of this 4987-nucleotide messenger RNA. RefSeq names its product phospholipase DDHD2-like. Bases 1 to 3252 code for a protein of 1083 amino acids. Lineage: Eukaryota; Metazoa; Mollusca; Bivalvia; Pectinida; Pectinidae. Gene Ontology annotation, molecular function: metal ion binding; protein binding. The transcript has 21 exons. Gene Ontology annotation, cellular component: COPII-coated ER to Golgi transport vesicle. The record is from RefSeq and is a predicted model, not a curated record.